GAAUAUUGCGUGGUCAUUUCCUCCCUAAAAAAGAAAAGGAGAAAAUCUGAAUAUAAUCUUUGUCGAACACACAAUGGUCCGCUAACAGAUAUGAGGACCAACCGGCAUUGUCUUGUCGCCAAAAAAGUGUAUGACAUCGAAGUCCUUUUCAACGUACUGCAGACAGUAUGUCUUAUCCCAUCCAUGUGGAAAUACAUCCACACUUAUUUGGCCUCCUUAACAUCCAGGAUAUACUCUAACGAAACAUUAAAACUCUACAUUACCUAUGACACAGUUAAGUCCAUAAUCCGAAAAAUUUUGAAGCAAUGCUUUCACAAACUUUUCUCGAACUCUGUGCUCACUGUCAUAAAUGAC
Cylicocyclus nassatus is the source of this 354-nucleotide messenger RNA. The record is from the annotation of a GenBank genome assembly. Lineage: Eukaryota; Metazoa; Nematoda; Chromadorea; Rhabditida; Strongylidae.